AUGGCUCGUCAUGGAAUUGUCGCUAUUCUGGCUGCGGCCGCUUUCAGUGUAGGAGUCAACGCUGGCCCAUGCAAACCGUAUUCCUCCGUAGGAUUGUCGUCAACCAUCAUCGAGACAGCCGCCUCAACGAUCACCACCGGUGUCACUGGCACAACGGAUGUGCUUGGAAGUACCGUCACAGAGACGUCUCAAGCUACUGAUAGCACUGAAGUCCUCGACACAACUGUGACCGAAACCGCUACUGGUUCAACUGAGGCCACCAUCAGCAUUGAACCGACUAUCACUACGGACGCUGCUACCACUCUUGCGACUACCACUGCCGAAGCAACUACUACCCAAGAAACUACCGCAGAAGAAACUACUACCGAAGCAACCACAACCUCAGCCGAAGCGCCUCCAGCCUGCGAGGCAACACAGAUUCUCGUCAACCCCAGCUUUGACGACAACAACGAUGCGUCCCCAUGGGACCUUGGUGCCGGUGUCACAGUCUCUCAGGUCAACCCCCGCUCUGCUCCUAACUUCUUGUACAAUACCAUGAAUUCUGGCAGAACCUCGACCACUUUCUCUCAGACUCUCCCUCCCCUGGGCAGCCUCAGCUAUCAGCUUGACUACUAUUUCAAUCUGCAAUCAGCCGUCAACAGUCAGGGUUUCUCCUGUUCAGCCGUCCCCAGUAUUAACGGUCAAGAAUUGAGCCGAAGCGAAGUCCUAACUGAUAAUGGACCCUAUGGCUUCCGACUUUCGACGCAGAGAUUCACGGGCGAUGGAAGUACUGAAAAUGCUAUACUGUCUAUCACUGUUUCUUGCGCAGGAACCUACGGCUUCGUCAUUGUCGCCGUCGAUGACGUUUCUCUCCAGCGCGUCUGCGAGACUUGA
Messenger RNA from Fusarium sp. VM40, 873 nucleotides. NCBI's taxonomy places the organism in Eukaryota, Fungi, Ascomycota, Sordariomycetes, Hypocreales, Nectriaceae. The record is from the annotation of a GenBank genome assembly.